AUGACGCAACAGUGUCCGAAAUCCUGCAACAGAUGUAAAGAGGCGGCCGCGACACCAAAAGGUUGUCGGGACCUUGUGAAUCCCGUCACUGGUCGAUCGAAUUGCCCAAAAUUGAUUGCAUACUGCAAUAACAGCAGCUACAGAAAGCUAAUGGAACAACAAUGCCCAAAAACAUGCAGAUUUUGUAACUAG
This is a messenger RNA of Haemonchus placei, 192 nucleotides long. The record is from the annotation of a GenBank genome assembly. Lineage: Eukaryota; Metazoa; Nematoda; Chromadorea; Rhabditida; Trichostrongylidae.